This is a messenger RNA of Leptonychotes weddellii (Weddell seal), 3263 nucleotides long. RefSeq names its product cell adhesion molecule 3 (gene CADM3). NCBI's taxonomy places the organism in Eukaryota, Metazoa, Chordata, Mammalia, Carnivora, Phocidae. The record is from RefSeq and is a predicted model, not a curated record. Gene Ontology annotation, biological process: homophilic cell-cell adhesion. Gene Ontology annotation, cellular component: presynaptic membrane.
CGCCAUGGGGGGCCCCUCCGCCCUGCCCCUGCUGCUGCUCCUGGCCUGCUGCGGGGCGCCCGGCGGGGCCAACCUCUCCCAGGACGGCUACUGGCAGGAGCAGGAUUUGGAGCUGGGAACUCUGGCUCCACUCGGCGAGGCCAUCAGCUCCACAGUCUGGAGCAGCUCUGACAUGCUGGCCAGUCAAGAUAGCCAGCCCUGGACAUCGGACGAGACAGUGGUGGCUGGUGGCACCGUGGUGCUCAAGUGCCAAGUGAAGGAUCACGAGGACUCGUCUCUGCAGUGGUCUAACCCUGCCCAGCAGACUCUCUACUUUGGCGAGAAGAGAGCCCUUCGUGAUAAUCGGAUCCAGCUGGUUAGAUCCACACCCCAUGAGCUCAGCAUCAGCAUCAGCAACGUGGCCCUGGCGGAUGAGGGCGAGUACACCUGCUCCAUCUUCACCAUGCCCGUGAGGACCGCCAAGUCCCUCGUCACUGUGCUCGGAAUCCCACAGAAGCCCAUAAUUACUGGCUACAAGUCCUCAUUACGGGAAAAGGAGACAACCACCCUAAACUGUCAGUCUUCUGGAAGCAAACCUGCAGCCCAGCUCACCUGGCGGAAGGGCGACCAAGAGCUCCACGGAGAACCAACCCGCGUUCAGGAAGAUCCCAAUGGUAAAACCUUCACCGUGAGCAGCUCAGUGACAUUCCAGGUUUCCCGUGAGGAUGAUGGGGCUGACAUCGUAUGCUCUGUGAACCAUGAAUCUCUAAAGGGAGCUGACAGAUCCACCUCUCAACGCAUCGAAGUUCUAUACACACCGACGGCGAAGAUUAGGCCAGACCCCCCACACCCCCGCGAGGGCCAGAAACUGCUACUCCACUGUGAGGGCCGUGGCAAUCCCGUACCCCAGCAGUACCUGUGGGAGAAGGAGGGCAGUGUGCCCCCGCUAAAGAUGACCCAGGAGAGUGCCCUGAUCUUCCCCUUCCUCAACAAGAGCGACAGUGGGACAUACGGCUGCACGGCCACCAGCAACAUGGGCAGCUACAAGGCCUACUACACGCUCAAUGUGAACGACCCCAGCCCGGUACCCUCGUCCUCCAGCACUUACCACGCCGUCAUUGGUGGGAUCGUGGCAUUCAUCGUCUUCCUGCUGCUCAUCCUGCUCAUCUUCCUCGGCCACUACUUGAUCCGGCACAAAGGAACCUACCUGACACAUGAGGCCAAAGGCUCGGACGACGCCCCGGACGCAGACACGGCCAUCAUCAAUGCAGAAGGCGGGCAGUCGGGCGGGGACGACAAGAAGGAGUAUUUCAUCUAGAGGCGCCCAGCCACCUCCUGCGCCCCCCAGGGGCCCCACGGGGACUGCUGGGGCCAUCACCAACCUGGACUUGUACAGAGCGACCCCAGGGCCGCCCCUCCCGCUUGCUCCCCAGCCCUCCCCACCCCCCUGUACAGAAUGUCUGCUUUGGGUGCGGUUUUGUACUCGGUUUGGAAUGGGGAGGGAGGAGGGCGGGGGGGAGGGAGGGUUGCCCUCAGCCCUUUCCGUGGCUUCUCUGCGUUUGGGUUAUUAUUAUUUUUAUAACAAUCCCAAAUCAAAUCCGUCUCCAGGCUGGAGGGGCAGGGGCCCUGGGUGAGGAAAAGAACAACCCUGGAGUGUUAGGAGGAGAGCGAAGGCGGAGGGGUGAGGACAGGGAGCCAAGCCGGGCUGGUGUGGGGGGCCCUCCCCGGCCCUCCGCCCUCCGUCCUCCACCAUGGAGCAGCUUCCUGGCCUCCGGGGGGGGCAAUGGGGAGGUGGUGAGCAGAAGCUGGAGGGGGCUUUUCCUCUGCUAGUCACGCACCUCAAGCUACGGACAGGGAAGCAGGUACCACCCAGUCACCCCUCCGCCAGCACAACGGGAGAGGGGUGAGUGGGGGCCCCGAGGAGGUGUGACCCGCAGGUGGAAGGCAGCCACGCAGGGACCCAGGGCUUCCGCAUGGGGAGGACGCAGGUCCCUGCCCGGAGGGGGUAGAUCUGCGGGGGGGAGGAUGGCGGAGAGGGCCGUGUUACCCCUCGCCCCUGGGGCGAAGGAAGCCAGGCCCCGGGGUGGGGGGGGAAGCUCCAGCAGCUGUGGGAGAGGCGCUGCUCCCGGCCCCCGGCUCUGCCCCGAGCCCCACUGUCGCUGGGCCACCACUUCUCUCCAGCAUCGCUCGGCAACCCCUCCUCCCAUCUUGUGCUGCGUGUGCCCCUUCCCGUUCCCACAGCAGCCAGGCAGACAUAACAACAAAAAUACUAAAAGGCGCUUCGCUGCACUGAGCUGUGUCCUGCCCAGAGGAGGGGCGUAAUGUGAACCCUGUGAGUGUGUGGUUACGGUGUCCGUGUGUACAUGCACAUGUGUGUGAGACAGAGCCGGAGGGGGGCUCCCGGGCGGGGGGGGGGGCUGGGACGCCGCCAGGAGGGCUUCGGGCGGGCCGGGCUCCUAAUCAGGCUGUGGACCUCACCUGGGCUGUGGCUCCGUCCCCGUGCGUCCCAGGCCACCCUCAGUGCCCAUCGGUCAUGGAGAAAACAGUCCCAGGAUGUGUUUCGCUCAGUUGUCCAUCUCGCCUCUCCCUAAAACACAGAGCAUUCAAACCCUGCCUCAAUUUCCCUUCUCAGAGGCACGGAGCCAGUGCCACAGCUUUGCUAUGCACCCCUCAGGCCGCUCCCUGGCACCGACCCUGGGAGGACCGCUGUCACUUCUUUCCCCUACAGUCUGUCCCCUGCGCGGCGAGGGCUGGGGCUGAGACCUCGGUCUCCUUCCCAUUUCCACCCCUGCUUUUGAUUUUCUGUCUUCCUUCAUCGCCGUGGAGAUGAGGUUGCCCACACUCCCUGAGCCAGGGUGCCCCUCGGCCCCGCUCACCCGCUCCGGCACAUCCUCCCUGCCGCGUCCGGCAGGCUCGCCCACCCCCUCAGUUCAGGUCAUAGCCUCGUGAAUCUUCCAGCCGCUGGUUAGGGCCCUUGGGCACCGCAGGCACCCCCCACCUCAGCCAGGGCCCCCCCCCCACAGCAGCAAGGCAGCCUAGGGCCCCAGGCCUGUCGGCUCCCUGUCUCCCAGCACCUUUCCUCUUUGAGCUGAACCACUCUGUCCAUAUUACACAGAAGCCAUAUUUGUACGGGGGGCGGGGGGGAGGGGCCGUUGUGCUGUGUGUGUCUGUCUGUGGGUGAGGGGGAGGGGAGCAGGGAGGGGAUCGUGUAUCUUUAUAAUCUUUCUAACUCUCCUGUGCUAAUCUCAGAGGGGCCACCCUCAAUAUAUCUGGAUUAUCCGUGU